This is a messenger RNA of Owenia fusiformis, 1671 nucleotides long. The record is from the annotation of a GenBank genome assembly. NCBI's taxonomy places the organism in Eukaryota, Metazoa, Annelida, Polychaeta, Sabellida, Oweniidae.
AUGGAUACCAACAUACUCCUAAAAUGGUUUAUCAUACUGCGCACUGGGAGUCAUAUUUUCGCUGUGGACAUCGAGACUUUGAACAAUUCAAUUCCAAUAGAUGAAGAAUAUGCACAAAUACUUAUGAUGCUACUCCGAGGAGAUGAAGUACGAACAGACAGAGGGAGAUUGCCUCCUCCAGAAAUACCGUCACUCCCAGUUGGGUUUAACAUACCGAAGUGUGGAGCAUUACGAGACCCGGGGGCUAUUAAUUUAGAUUUGUGUUUCAUCAUUCAACUGUCUUGCCACAUAAGUUUAACCGAGAUAGAGCAAGCAAAGAGCAUCAUGUACCAGACUGCAGAGCGGUUGGGAUCUUUUGUGUCCAUAGCAGUGGUCGCGUAUAGCGACGAUGCCGAAGAAAUUAUUGAGUUUCAAGAAAACGGGGGUGAUUUCCUCGAUGCUGUUGAGAAGAUAAAACGUAAACCAGAUAACUGUCGACAUUGCAACGCGAAUACAGAUAUUGCUCUUAACCUUUGUGGUGAUAUUCUGCGAAAUAAAGGAAGACCUGAUAACAUAUACCCGAAUGCUAUUAUGAUCUUCACGGAUGGUGUAACAAUGAAGUCAAAAUUUACAAUGGACAGAGAUAGAAGAAGAACCAUUAAAGCUGCUGAUAUGAAUGCCUUGGAUGGUGCAACCACUAUAGUUGGAAUGUUCAACAAUACUGAUGGCCACUUUACUGGAGAGAAGGAAUGGAACGCAAUUAAUUCACCGAGCACGAGAGACGGCGUCGCAAAGUUAAUGCCAUUCCCCGUAUCUGACACCUCGGGAGCCUUCCAGUUGGACGACGGUCUUUAUAUUGAUGUAUUUGCUGAUCAUGCUGCACGCCCUGCGCCGAGUGACUUAUACAUGGCUCUUCCUGGAUGUGCAAAGCCUUGUAUACAGUUUUCGGAUGUGGUUAUAAUUAUCGACAGAUCUCUAAGCAUCCCCGUAAACGAUCUUGCACUAGUCAUCAAGUUCUUCAAGUCAUUCAUAGAAAAUUCGGACAUUAACUACGAAUCUGGUCUUCAGGUUGCGGUGAUAUCGUACAAUUCUAAAGUAAUGAUACAUGCAGAUUUCGGAAAGAAUUUCUCAAAAGCUGAACUUUUACAAAAGAUGGACGAUAUACCAGUUAGAACUGCAAAAUACACGGACACAGCAUCUGCUUUCAUUUAUGCCCGUCACAUCAUUAAAAGAGGCGCAAGAGAAGGAUCAAGACGUAAUAUUAUUUUAGCAACGGAUGGGAGAUCCAGGGGUCCAGGUGAUAGUGGACCAGAUUCCACUUUGACUAUCAAAUUGGCAAACAUAAUCAAAGCGGAUAACACUACUAUAUAUGCAUUAGGUCUUCCAAACAAAAACUUAAUAGAUGGACUUGAAGAAUGGAAUAGUAUUGCCAGUGAACCACUUGGUUGCACAGUCAUUAACAUGCAACAGGAAGGGUUUGGAUUCAAAGAUCUUUUCCUUGUUGGGGUGAUGUUAACUAAUGAAUUAUGUAAAGAUGAUAUCUCACAGUCGCCGUGUGGAUUCAAUGCGACCGAAGCACCACAAAGAAACUUCACUCACUGGUUAGACUAUUGAUCUGUGAUCUGGAAUCAUAUGGUUUAUAACGUAACAGAUCAGAGAUGGCAUAUUGAGAAUGCCUAUGAUGUUCAGGGA